AGAGGGGCUGCAGGGGGGUCAGAGGGGGUUUGGGAUGGGGAGAGGCCUCAGUGACCCCCAAACCCCCCCGGGAGCCCAAAUGGAGGUGCCCAAAUCCCACAGGAACGGCCCCAAAUCCCCUGAGAGGGGCAGGGGACCCCAAACCCUGCCCUGGACCUCCCGAGCUGGGGCUCCCCAAACCAUGGAAAUCCCACAUUUAUCCCAUUGCACCCCAAACCCCCCAGAAUUCCCACGUUUAUCCCAUUGCACCCCAAACCUCAGAAUUCCCAGAUUUAUCCCAAACCACACCAGAAUUUCUGGAUUUAUCCCAUUGCACCCCAAACCUCCCAGAAUUCCCACAUUUAUCCCAUUGCACCCCAAACCUCCCAGAAUUCCCACAUUUAUCCCAUUGCACCCCAAACUCCCCAGAAUUCCCACAUUUAUCCCAUUGCACCCCAAACCUCAGAAUUCCAGAUUUAUCCCAUUGCACCCCAAACCCUCAGAAUUCCUAGAUUUAUCCCAAACCACACCAGAAUUUCUGGAUUUAUCCCAUUUCAACCCAAACCAUGGAAUCCUGGAUUUAUCCUAUUGCACCCCAGAAUUCCCAGAUUUAUCCCAUUGCACCCCAAACCCCCCAGAAUUCCCAGAUUUCACUCCAGAAUUCCCAGAUUUCACCCCAGAAUUCACAGAUUUCACCCCAGAAUCCCCAGAUUUAUUCAGUUUCCCCCCAGAAUUCCCAGAUUUCUCCCAUUGCACCCCAGAAUUCUCAGAUUUCACUCCAGAAUUCCCAGAUUUCUCCCAUUUCACCCCAGAAUUCCCAGAUUUCACCCCAGAAUUCCCAGAUUUCACUCCAGAAUUCCCAGAUUUCUCCCAUUUCACCCCAGAAUUCCCAGAUUUCUCCCAUUGCACCCCAGAAUUCCCAGAUUUCACUCCAGAAUUCCCAGAUUUCCCCCAUUGCACCCCAGAAUUCCCAGAUUUCACUCCAGAAUUCCCAGAUUUCUCCCAUUUCACCCCAGAAUCCCCAGAUUUCCCCCAUUUCACCCCAGAAUUCUCAGAUUUCACUCCAGAAUUCCUGGAUUUCUCCCAUUUCACCCUAGUAUUCCCAGAUUUCACCCCAGAAUUCCCAGAUUUCUCCCAUUUCACCCCAGAAUCCCCAGAUUUCCCCCAUUUCACCCCAGAAUUCCCGGAUUUCACUCCAGAAUUCCCAGAUUUAUCCAGUUUCACCCCAGAAUCCCCAGGUUUCACCCCAGAAUUCCCAGAUUUCUCCCAUUUCACCCCAGAAUUCCCAGAUUUCUCCCAUUUCACCCCAGAAUUUCCACAUUUCCCCCAUUUUCCCAAACCCCUGGGCUCAGGGGCGGUUUUCCCCUUUUCCCCUGGUUGGAUUUGAUCCAGUCUGGCUUCCAUGGAUCUGCCCCUGCUGGUGCUACUGCCCCCCAAAACCCCUGGGGACCCCCCAAACCUCCCCCCAGGGUGCCCAAAGCAGCUUCAGAACUUUUCAUCUCAUUUUGAUCUCUUUCUUUAUUUUUUAUUCCCCCUUUUUCUACUUCUUUUUUUUACUCCUUUAAUUUUUAAUUCUGUUUUCCUUCCUUUUUAAAUUUUAAUUUUUUUAAAAUUUUGUUUUUAUUUCCUUUCUCUGUUUUUAUUACCUUUUUAUUUCUGUAUUAAAUUUUUACUUGCACUUCUUUCUUUUUUUAAUUCAAUUUAUUUCCUUUUUGAUUUCCCUUUUAACUUCCUUUAUUUUUUUUCCUUUCCUUUCUUCUAUUCCAUUUUAAUUUCAUUUUUUUGGUUUUUUAAUUUCCAUUUUAACUCCACAUUUAAUGCCACCAAGUGAAUCCAAAGCUUCUCCCCACUAUUAUUCAUUUUUUCCUGCUUUUCUGCAGUUUCCCGGGACGAUGCUGUAUUUAAAGAGAAUAUUUAAGUGGAAAAAUAAAAAGUGGUUAAACUUG
Melospiza melodia melodia is the source of this 1925-nucleotide messenger RNA. Its product is annotated as DNA-directed RNA polymerase II subunit rpb1-like. The record is from RefSeq and is a predicted model, not a curated record. The coding region runs from base 35 to 1366 and encodes 443 amino acids. The transcript is spliced from 2 exons. Lineage: Eukaryota; Metazoa; Chordata; Aves; Passeriformes; Passerellidae.